AAACGUCAAUCAUAUUCAAUAUAUUGUCAAAAGAAACUUCUAUUUGUGUCCCUAAUUUUAUUAAAUUUAGAAAACUUUCGCUUUUAUUAAUUGUUAAUAAGAAUGGAGAAGUUUAAACCAAUGUCGUGGUACAUUGGUACUGAGUGGAAAUUGUCAUCUAAAGGUUUACGAAAGCAAGUACUUUCUUUGGAUAACUACAAUCAGUUAGUCAAGCCUCAUUUGUUUUCCAAAGUUGCAAUAAAAAUUGAAGAUGUUGAAAACUUAAAUGGACGUGAGAGUCGAUACUUAUCUAACGAAUUGCUAGGACAAGAACAAAAAGUAGAAAUGGGCAGCUCACUAACGCCUGUUGAUUGCUAUGUGGAACUACUGGUAAGGCAACUAGUGGCAGGUGAACGGGCACGCUGCUACAUCAGCACGAAAGGAGAGGACAUCACUUUUAUAUUAACUUUAUUAAAAAUACAUGAAACAAAAGAGAUACAUAAACUAAAUGUUGCAGAAAUAUACGCGUUAGCAUUGCGAUAUAAGGAGAACGGUGUUGCUAUGUUUAAACAGUACCCUAUCUUUGCACAUGACUAUUUUGCUCGCGCUGCCAAAGUUUUGAUUUCUUACAAACCAUUUGAAAAUUUGUCAGCCAGUAGUGAUAGUGUUUCCGGCGAAGCUAUGAAAUUGUUAUUUACACAAAUUCAAACCAACUUGGCUGCUUGUUUGCUGAGUGAGGAACGCUUUGAGGAUGUGAUAUAUCAAACCAAAUUUGUGGAGGAAGAAGCUAAUUCAACAGAAAAAAGUGUUUACAGACGAGCGAUGGCAUUUUAUCAACUCAAAGAAUAUGAAAAGGCUCAGAAACUAAUUGAGUCGAUACCCAACUAUCAAGAAAAAAAGGAAUUCUUUAAAUUACAUCAACGCCUUGCGGAAAGUUGGAAGUCUAGUAACGAACAAUAUAAAAAUCUAGUGAAACGUAUGUUCAAUUAGAUUAAAAAGUAUCAUGUAACUAGCAUAAUUUUUGUAAUCUAGAAGUUAUAAAUACAUAUAUUUACGAGUAAAGAAUUUUGAUUCUUAAAACAUA
This is a messenger RNA of Ceratitis capitata (Mediterranean fruit fly), 1063 nucleotides long. RefSeq lists its product as uncharacterized. Gene Ontology annotation, molecular function: protein binding. Lineage: Eukaryota; Metazoa; Arthropoda; Insecta; Diptera; Tephritidae. The transcript has a single exon. Bases 103 to 969 code for a protein of 288 amino acids. The record is from RefSeq and is a predicted model, not a curated record.